Messenger RNA from Prunus dulcis (almond), 840 nucleotides. RefSeq lists its product as uncharacterized. The transcript is spliced from 2 exons. The record is from RefSeq and is a predicted model, not a curated record. Lineage: Eukaryota; Viridiplantae; Streptophyta; Magnoliopsida; Rosales; Rosaceae. Gene Ontology annotation, molecular function: RNA-DNA hybrid ribonuclease activity; nucleic acid binding. Bases 1 to 840 code for a protein of 279 amino acids.
AUGGACUGUCAUUUUGCUAAGGAUGUUUGGGCUCUUUCUCCUAAUCUCAUGCCCCUUCCCUCGCAGACUGGUGAUCUGUACAUUUGGCUUCUGUCACUGAGCCCCACGUCCACAAAGUCUGAAUUGGACCCUCUCUCCAAAGCCCUCCUUAUCUGUUGGCAAAUCUGGGAGGCUAGGAAUAAUGUGGUGUUCCAUGACUCUAAGGCCACCCUAGCUAGCUGUUUUCAUGCUGUUGCCUGUGUUAGUUUGGACUUUUGGAGGCUUAACUCGACGGCCAGAUUUGACUUAGCUGAUUCCAUGAUGAUUAAAUGGCAUCCUCCUCCCACCGGCUGGAUUAAGGUAAAUUCUGAUGGGUCUCUUUUGAAUUCUCAUGCUUCCACAGGUUUUGUCAUUCGGGAUAGCGAGGGGCAUGUCCUCAUUGCGGGCUCCAACAAUAUUGGUGAAAAUUCCAUUAAUGUUGCUGAAUGUGUUGCUCUUCGUGAUGGUCUUGCCGCUGCUCUUGAUAGAGGAUGGCAUCGCAUGAUUGAAGGGGAUUCUAAACUUGUCAUUGACAGUAUCCGGGGUAAAGUUAACCUCCCUUGGUGUAUCCAACAGAUUAUUCACGAUAUUUCGGCCCUGUCUUCUUCUGUUACAAGCGUCCAGUUUCAACACGUCUUUAGGGAGGCUAACUUCACGGCGGAUGCGGUUGCAAAAUUGGGUCAUGGUUUUUCUAAUGAAGUUUUGAGGGAGCAUGGACUCCGGUUAUCUGUUAGGACCCCCUUCUAUUUUGGCCUGAAGGCGCUCUUGCCCGCAAGGCUUUGUAUUAAAUACAAAGUGUGUGACCUUCUUAAUAGAAUGUGA